This is a messenger RNA of Molossus molossus (Pallas's mastiff bat), 1928 nucleotides long. RefSeq names its product lipolysis stimulated lipoprotein receptor (gene LSR). Lineage: Eukaryota; Metazoa; Chordata; Mammalia; Chiroptera; Molossidae. The transcript is spliced from 10 exons. The record is from RefSeq and is a predicted model, not a curated record. The coding region runs from base 40 to 1917 and encodes 625 amino acids. Gene Ontology annotation, cellular component: tricellular tight junction; plasma membrane. Gene Ontology annotation, biological process: tricellular tight junction assembly; establishment of blood-brain barrier.
GGAAUAGGGACAAAGAACGGAACUGCGAAGGGGAGGAGCAUGCACCCCUCCCUGCCUUGGUGCGCGCCGCGCCCCCUACCCUCGGAGUACCCAGCAGGGGACGCGAGGUCCAGAAUAGCCGGGACCGCCGCGAUGGCGCCCGUUGGCCGCCGGCUGACCGAGGUGCUGGGCUUCUACCCGGGCCCUCCGGGUUGGGGCGCGGCCGUCUUCGUGUGGCUCUUUCUCGGCACUUGGUGCACAGCUCCUACCAGUGCCAUCCAGGUGACUGUGUCAGACCCCUACCACGUGGUGAUCCUCUUCCAGCCGGUGACCCUGCCCUGCACCUACCAAUUGACCACGACACCCACGGCACCCAUUGUGAUCUGGAAGUACAAGUCUUUCUGCCGGGACCGCGUCGCUGAUGCCUUUUCUCCAGCCAGUGUUGACAACCAACUCAAUGCCCAGCUGGCGGCUGGUAACCCGGGUUAUAACCCCUAUGUGGAGUGCCAGGACAGCGUGCGCACCGUCAGGGUUGUGGCCACCAAGCAGGGCAAUGCUGUGACCCUGGGAGACUACUACCAGGGCCGGAGGAUCACCAUAACAGGAAAUGCUGACCUGACCUUUGACCAGACGGCCUGGGGGGACAGUGGUGUGUAUUACUGCUCUGUGGUCUCGGCCCAGGACCUCCAGGGGAACAACGAAGCCUAUGCGGAGCUCAUCGUCCUGGGCAGGACCUCGGGGGUGGCUGAGCUCUUACCUGGUUUUCAGGCGGGGCCCAUGGAAGACUGGCUCUUCGUGGUGGUUGUCUGCCUGGCUGUCUUCCUUGUCUUCCUCCUCCUGGGCAUCUGCUGGUGUCAGUGCUGCCCACACACCUGCUGCUGUUACGUCAGGUGCCCCUGCUGCCCGGACAAGUGCUGCUGCCCGGAGGCUUUGUACGCUGCUGGCAAAGCAGCCACCUCAGGCGUCCCGAGCGUCUACGCCCCCAGCACCUACGCUUACCUUCCCCCUGCCAAGAGCCCACCCCCAACAACCAUGAUUCCUAUGGGCACUGUCUACAACGGGUACGCUGGAGACUUCGACAAGAACAGCUCAGUAGGUGGCCAUAGCUCCCAGGUACCCCUACUUCGUGAUACAGAUAGCAGUGUGACCUCUGAAGUCCGUAGUGGCUACAGGAUACAGGCCAACCAGCAGGACGAUUCCAUGCGAGUCCUGUACUACAUGGAGAAAGAACUGGCCAACUUCGACCCUUCUCGACCUGGCCCCCCCAGCAGCCGUGUAGAGAGGGCCAUGAGUGAAGUCACCUCCCUCCAUGAAGACGACUGGAGAGCUCGGCCUUCUCGGGGCCCUGCCCUCACCCCAAUCCAGGAUGAGGAAUGGGGUCACCACUCCCCUCGGAGUCCCAGGAGGUGGGAACGAGAGCCCUUCAGAGAACAGCCCAAGAGUGGCUGGGGGGCCGGACGGCCCCGGGCCCGCUCUGUGGAUGCUCUGGAUGACCUCGCUCGGCCAGGCUCUGCUGAAUCCGGGAGGAGGUCUCCCCCAAGUAGUGGGAGGAGAGGCCGAGCUUAUGCACCCCCCCGAAGCCGCAGCCGUGAUGACCUCUAUGACCAUGAAGACCCAAGGGGCUUUCCACACUCCCAGGAACCCCGCUUCGAUGACUUCAGGUCUAGAGACCGCCCUCAUGCUGACCCUGGGUCCCGCUACCCACGCUCCCGGGAUGCUCGGAGCGAUAGCUCCAGGUCUGGGGACCCUCAAUAUGAUGGGCGGCUUCUGGAAGAGGCCUUGAGGAAAAAGGGGCCAGUAGAGAGGAGAUCUUACAGGGAGGAAGAGGACUACUACCCUCCAGCGCCUCCCCCUUACUCGGAGACCGACUCCCAGGCCUCCCGGGAGCGGAAGCUUAAGAAGAACUUGGCCCUGAGUCGGGAAAGUUUAGUCGUCUGAUUUCGUUUUGU